AGGAGAUUUUUAAAUGUCGCAAGUGGUGUUUAUUGAUUUUUUGAAGUUCUAGUCGUCUAAUCGGUUAUUAUAUUAUAAAUAAUUAUUCCAUAGUUGGGAUUUUUAUUGUAGAUGUAUGAACCCGAGUAAAGAAUCACAUUUAAAUAGUAUUAUUGGAAAAUUGGACACAGUAAUCUAAAUAUAGCAAAUAUGCCGGCGGAAUCAUUGUAUUCCCUAUAUUGUAAAAAAGAGAACGCACAUGAAGAUCCUAUUUACUGCAUUGUUUGGACAACAAUAAAACCAACUGUUGAUUCUAAUGCAACACCCCAAGAAUAUGUAAUAUCUGGAGGACUUGAUGGAUAUGUAAAGAUAUGGAAAGUGGUUGAUAAGGAGUUUGAACUAUUUCACCUCCUGGACGACCAUGAGCUAGCUAUCAUAUCCAUAGCAACUAGCCCAGAUGGACGUACAAUCGCAACAACCUCAAUGGACUUCCACUUGAUGCUAUGGGAUACACUGUCUGGCAACAAGAUACGGCAUGUAAUGAAUACAGGACCCGACAUUUGGAAGGUGAAAUUCUCGCCUGAUGGCAAUUUCAUCGUAGCCAGUGGACACUGUGGCAAGCUGGCUGUGUACAGUAUUGAGCAAGACAGCAUUACGCAGUAUCUUGAUACGAGGGAGAUGUUUGCUGUGUGCGUCGCUUGGAGUGGAAACGGUAAGCACAUUGCUAGUGGUUCAAUAAAUGGGAAAACUUGCAUCUUCAACGUCGCCCAGAGCAAGUUGGUACAUUGCUUGGAUUCACACACACACACAAUCACAAGCAUUGAUUUCUCACCCAACUCCAAAUUACUUGCCACUGGCUCUAAAGAUGGAUAUUUGAAGCUUUUUGAUGUAGCCAGCGGCAAUAAUCUAUACAGUCAUCACAUAAAGCAUUGGGUGCUUAUUGUGAACUUUUCGCCGGAUGGGAAGCGAAUAGUCUUCGGGAACUCUGGUGGUCAGGUCGUUAUCACAACGGUUGAUGGAUUGAAGGUCAUUUACAGUUUCAAUGAGCAUUCUAAAAUGGUUUUUGGAGCUCAAUUCAACCGCAAAGGAAACAAAGUUGCUUCUAUAUCUAAAGAUCGAUCUAUAUGUUUGUAUGAAUGCCCUGUACCAAAGUCUGAAGAUAAAUUAAAUUAAUGUAUGUGUAUUUAUGAUUAAUGUAUAUUUAUGAUUAAGUGUCAAUAAAUUAUAUUUAAAUGUUGA
Molecule: messenger RNA, 1218 nt
Organism: Colias croceus (clouded yellow)
Lineage: Eukaryota; Metazoa; Arthropoda; Insecta; Lepidoptera; Pieridae
Product: WD repeat-containing protein 61-like
Exons: 7
Coding region: 190-1152 (320 amino acids)
Cellular component (GO): Cdc73/Paf1 complex
Molecular function (GO): protein binding
Source: RefSeq, a predicted model, not a curated record